AUGAAUCGCUCGGAGCACAAGGAUGUUGAGAUGAACAAAGAACAGCCAGUACGGCCGCAAGACUCUGAUGGUAGCGGAUCUGUAGUAUCUUUGCAGUCGUCUUCUGAUGAUGGCAGGUAUGUUACAGGGAUGACUGGAAGCGAACCUCUUCAUGAGGAAACAGUUCUGCCAGCAGUUCAUUUCGAUCAUAGUGAAGAGGUCGCAGUUCACAAGAAGACUGUCAGCCAAUCAUCUGAUGGCACACAUCGGCAAACAAUCCAAAAUUUUCAACAGAGACUGCAUGCGGAUCGAACAGAAAACACUCUAGAUGAGAUUAUAAACACUAUGAAAAAUCCGAGUGGUGUUAAGGUCUCAUCAAGUCCUGAAACCCCCAAUGAUACUUCAACAGUUGGCAGCAAAGCUUUCUCAUCCAUGCAGUCUUACAAUGGAGGUUUCGGAUGGAAAUCAUCGCCCUUACUAAUGAGGUAAGUGAGAAUUUGCCUUAUUCUAGUGUUUCUGUUCAUAUAAUAACUCUGUUUUUAACAAGCCUUUAACCUGGAAAGGAAAAAUUUUCUCAAGGAACUACAUCAUCUUUAUCUUGGCAAGUAGAAAGUAUGCAGUGCCAAAAUGCCCAGCAGCAAGAAAUGGUCUUAAGUGGACUAAAUGCCCAAUGGUCAGAAAUGUUCACAAAAAUUUUAUGAAAGGUUCUCUGAAACUUCUUUGGAGUUUAAGAUCUAGAGUUUUAGAAAUGUCUAGCAAUUCCAAGAAUUAUUCUGGGUUUUUAAAUGGACAAAUGUUCUGAGCUUUUGCACAGUUUUUGCCAGGCUUUCAAUACUUAGAAAACAUUUUUGAUCUAGCAAUUUUAUGGUUUGCACAAGCUUGGAAAAUUAGCUUCUAAAAAACAAAAAUGAUCUUUGGAAUUGCACGACAUUUCUAAACAAACAGUUAGAAAGAAAGAAAGGAACUAUGCAUAGUUUCUUCAACAGCAUCAAACUGAGAGCAUCUUUUGAACUGGCAUACAAUUGCAUUCCACAGGAACAGUCAAAAUGUGGUUGAAAAUUAUAGCCAAACAGUAUCAAAUUACAGCCAAUAAGGUUUUCCCUGGCAAUGCUCUGAAAAGAUGCUGGUGAGGGCUGUAUGGUUCUCUCUGUAAUAGAGCUGUGAAUUGCCACAUGUAUGUGAUUGGUCAGUUUUGAUCCACCUGAAGAUUUAGCUUUUAGUUUGUCCUAUUGGUCAUUAGGUUAUGUUCUAACUUAAGUAAGUAAACAAGCUUCCCAGAGUAACUUGUGUUGAUAUAAAUUCAAGCAAAGAAGGUUGAACAUUCGGUAGAUCCCUAAUCAAUAGUGGUUUGAGCUCUAGAGGAUAAGGUGAUAUUACAACAUUAACAAAAACAAAAACAACCUUAUUGUACACAAGUUUUAGCAAUUUGUUAAAUAGAAAAUGAUAGUUGACUAUUAUUAUUAUGCUUAGAGGGUAACAAGACCAUGGAAUAACUUAGCAACUAAAAAUUAGAGGGAGCUGGAUAAAGUUAAAUAAAUUACAUGUUUAUAGUAGAGGUACAGUAUGGCCAACAUGCACACAAACUAUACAGACAUCCUACAUGUAAAAACAAAGAAUUCUAUUAUAAUAUUUAAGAAUCUUCGAAAAUCAGAUCUUAGCUAUAGUUACACUUAUGGACAAAACUAUUUUAAGGUAAAACUAGUUAUAGAGAGUAACAUCAGGACAAUGAAAGAUGUGGAAGUGACUAGACAGAUAAAAAAGUUAACCAUAGGGUUUAAGUUAUUAAUGAAAAGGUGAAAAAAAAAUUAAAGGUAUGGAAGAAAUUUAGGGGGAGAUUGUGAUUGAAGUUAGAGUAAAGUUUGAGUUAACAAAGGUGUGAGCUAUCAGAAGAGAGUUGCACUUAAAGUGAUUAUUACAAUAAUAUAUUUUUUUUCACAGUGGUCACCAGGGGAAUAAUGGUGAAAAGCACCCUCGGCAGCAGAAAGAUAUCACAAGCCAUUUUGAAGCAGAAAUAGACAAGAUUUGUGAACAACUUAAUGAAGUAGGAGACAACUUGAAAAAUCUUCAUCAUGCACUGCCUGUCAAAAUGCUUGAAGCUGCAAUCCACAAACUACAAGCCAGAUGCAAUGUUUUGGAAAAAACCUGUGAGCAAAUGAAAAACAAGUCAAUAAGACUGGAACAAGCAAACCGUGACCUUGACAAUAGCUGUGGACAACUGAGGAAAAUAAACCAAAAUUUUGAAGUGCGCUGUUUGUAUCUAGAAGAGGUCAACAAGUCGGGUGAAAAUGAGAAAUCUCAGCUUCAUGAGAAUAUUGAAGAUCUUGAGGCCAAGCUUACAGAACUUGCUAAGUGUAAUGAAAAGGCAAUAUUGGCUUGCCAUCACCUUGAAGAAAUUAACCAGAAAACAUCAAAUAAAAACCAGGAAAUUGAAGAAUCAAAGUCACUCCUGGAGUCAAGAUACAAAUCUUGUGUGUCUGAUAAUCAAAAGUUGGAGGUGCAAAUUAAGCAGUAUCAAAAUGCUCUUGAGGAAUGUAAAAGGUGUGGAAAUUUUUUCUUAAUAAAAAUUAGUAAAGGAUGACACUAGUUACUGGUAUUUAUCUCUUUUUUUAUUAGGAAGCAUUAAGUCAUUGAUAAAAGUGUUUAGUGGCUAAUUUGUUUCUGCGGAGAAUUAAUAGCAUUUAAAAGAAGUAAAAAUUUUUAAUUGAAUUUAUAUUGUUUAACUCCUAGAAAACUUGAAGAAUUUGAAGAGAAAAUUGUGACAUCAAAAAGAGAAAAGGUAAGAUGACUAUUGUGAUUUUAUUAAAAUAUUUUAAGGCCUUGAGUAGGGCCCCUAUUUUAGACUUGAACCCUAGAACAAAGAACACAGGCUCUUUAAAUUUGCAUUUAAUCACUUAGACUAGAAAUUUUCACCAUCCUUGAUAGUCAGGUGAUUCAGUGUAUCACUUCUGUCAUCACUUGCUCUAAAUUAAUGUGUUAAAUAAUUAUGUUAAGGUGUGCUGUGGGUAAAAAAUUUGGAGAUGUGGAUAUGGGAAUUGAACAACAUUCCUAUGGCAGUGAGAAAAGGCUGGUCUAAAUAAACGCAAGGUGAUCAAGUCUUGAUGUGUCAGCCAUAGAGAAUAUGGUACUUAACCCUUUAAUUCCCAGAUCAAAUUUAUUAUUCUCCUUACUAUCAACCAUACAAUUCUCAUAAUGUCAGUUCAGAGAAUUUAGUGUUGGAUCAACUAAAUAUCUGGUUAAUAUUGUAUUAGCAUUGUAGGGAGAAAUUCUGUCUUGGUCACUUAUGGGAGUGGAAGGGUUAAUAUGGUUUCAGUAGCCCAUGAGAGAUAUGAAACUGUAAAUUUCGCCUUGUCUCAAUUGAUUUGAAAUCAGCUGUGGUAGAUCUCUCCAGCUGCAAUGAGCAAUGUUUAAACAGUUUAAAAAAACAUUUCCAUUGAACUGUGUUCUUUUAAUCGGGUUUUACACAGCCAAUUUAUGAGAGGAUGUGGCAAUAACUAAUAAAUUUUUGUUACCAAUAUCAAAACAAGUUAGUUUUUAAAUUUGAACUUGACGAUGAGAAAACAAACAUUUUUAUGACACACCACUUUUUUAAAAAUUUUCUUUACCAGGAAGCCUUAACUGUGAAGCUGGAAUCAGUACACAAGUUGAACAUGCAAGUCAAGCAGAAAUAUGAUGAUCUUAAGUCUAUGUGCACUGCAAAGGAUGAGUUGAUUGCCAGGCUGGAGAAUGAAAUGAAAGAACUGUCACUGUUUGUGGAAAAAACAAUCAAGGUAUUUGUGAUCAUUUUGCUUUCAGAUAGGCUUGAUUGAUAUAAAUAGUAAUUUUCCUCGACAACUUCAUCACACAUUGUAUAUGAAGCAGGCAGCAAGUGACAGACAAGGGCUUACCUACAAUUGGUGACAAAAUUGUUGACAAAUUGACCUUUCCAACCCCCUAUUACUUAAAUUUCAUCUCUUUUGGCUUUGUUAAGUUAACUUAUUUAUCCCUUCCCCCUAAACAAUGUUGUGUCAUGAUUCCAUUAACUUUUAGUGCAAAAUACAGGCAACUUUGAAUGGGCAGGGGAGGGGGGGCCUUGUCAAUGAUUAAGAGUGUGGUAUAAACAGGAGUGUUAUUCUAUACAUUAAUAGGAUUCUUCAGCCCUGAUAUGUCAACUUGUUUUGAUGCUGAUUUUAGCCUAGAAAGUUAAGCUUUACAAGGGAAUCAUGGGACAGGGAGUCAAAUAGGCCCAUGAUCAUGAGCCAAUCAAUUAGAAGCUUCAGCAUACCCACCCCAUGCCCAUAGCAAUAGAUACCUCUUGGUUUUGUAACUUGGUUAACAUCCACCACCAGCCACCUCCUCUUUAGUGAAUGGUUGUUCAAUAUUUGCAUGCAAAUACAGAAGGGUACCAUUUAACUUGCAAGUUACACAGAUGCAACUGAGUCAGAGAGAGUUGAUUGUGAUGCUUUGCAAAUUACCCACUAAAUAACAAAUUCUUUAUAUAUGAAAUGUGAUAAAGAGAUUGAUUGUAAGCCCUCGUAACCUGUUACUGGGUUAACUCUAGGCACGAGUGUACUUUUUUAAUUUGUCUGUUGUAUAACAAAAAUGCCUGGGUUGAAGAGUGUGGUUCUGUUUCAAAUUUAAAUCUAGAUUUAAAUGACUUACCAAAUGCUUAUGAAGAGGAGAUAUAUAAAUGAGAGUUUGUAAAGAUACUGUUAUAUUAAGAAUUUUUACUCUCCAAGAAUGUCAAGAUUUUGAUAACUCACUAGUUGAAAUUUUCAAAUAAUACCUUUGUAAAAGCGCAUUGCUUAUCCUUUUCAGUGCUUAUAGCAGGGUUUAUAGACAGCUGAUAAUGAUGCUCCCCCCUUGAGCUAUUCCCUUUGGUUGAAAGAGAUGGUUAUUCUCUCCUAAAGAAGCUGUAGAGGUCAUAUUUGUCCCCUACUAACUGUUCUCUUAUUGCCUUCUCUGCAUGUUCAUGACUUCAGAACAAGUUAGAGUGCUGCACAAAUGUGUGGCCUCCUUCAAUUUGAAGGUUAACAAACAGAGAUGUUUAAGAAAUUACUAAAGACCUUUUAUUUAAGAGAGUCUUUUCAAUAGUUCAGGGUUCUUAUAUUAGUCAAUGAUUUAUUUUCCAUUAGUUCCAGUAUUUAUUAUUUGUAAGUAUUGGUUACUUUUAGUUUUGUUUUUGUAAAGUACAGAUAGAGACACCCCAGUUGAUAUCCACACUCUAUAUUAUUAUUAUUACUAAUAUUAAAACUUUAUUAUAUUAAACAACUUACACUCUCUCCAAAGGAAAAGAAAGAAUCUGAAGCAAGCAAUAAAAAAGACAAGGACCUCCUUCAAAGCGUGAGUAGUUUAUUUUUGAAGGUGGACUGGAUGGACUCAGGUAUUUCAUGAUCAUCUGUCUGUCUGUCCAUCUACUUGCCCCUUCAUCUAUUUGUUUGUUUGUGUAGCCAUCUGUCUUUCUAUCUAUCUAUUUCUGUAUUUAUCUAUCCCUCUGACUGCCUUUAUGUCUAUCUAUAUGUUUGUGAAUGUAUCUGUCUUCCCAGCUGAACAGAUCUACUGUCUGUCUGUCUGUCUGUUUUUUCUAAAGAAACUGGUGGUGGGUGGGUGGGAGAGCAUAAUAUAUAAAGCCCUUCAUCAGAGCGAUUAUAUUGCUCGGACAAAGAGCUAACACUUGAAAUAUCAGCCUUUCAACUUUUUUUGGUGACCAUUUUACAUUUUCAACUCAGUUGAUAACACAAAAUUACUCUGUCUGUCUGUCUGUCUGUAUCCAUCAGUUUGUCGGCCUAUCUGUGUGUAGGUCAGAUUAUGUCUGUCUGGCCAUUAUCAAUCUGUCUGUCUGGUAUCUGUUUGUCUGUGUUUGUCUAUCUUUCUGUUUAGCUUUUUGUGUAUCAAUCUGUCUUUCUGCUUGUCUUUUUAUUUGUUCAUUCUUAUGUCUAUCUCCCUGUGUGUACCUUUACAUUUACGUAUUUGUCUGUCUCACUGUUUAUAUCUGUUUAUGCAUCUAUCUGUCUACUUUGCUGUCUAUUUAUCUGUGUGUUUGUUUUACUGUCUGUCUGUAUGUCUUUGUAUCUUUUUUCUGUCUAUUUUUUGUUCUUUUUGUCUGUUUGUUUAUCUCUUUCUGUUUUUCUGUACCUGUCUCUUUGCCUGUCUUCCUAUCUGUCUGUCUGAUGUUCUAUUUAGCUUUCGGUCUGUCUGUCUGUCUGUCUCUCUAACUCUCUGUCUGUCUGUCUGUCUGUCUGUCCAUCAGGCAUACCAGCAUGGAUUGUAAAUGUCUUAUUUCAUCUGACAAUGUGCAAUCCUUGGACUUUUUUCUAACAGAUCUUGGCGGAUUAUGAUGUUUUAGCCAGAGAUUACCAAGAAGCAAGAGUGAGUGUUUCUACCAUCAAGAAACUUAUUGGUAUAAGUUGUUAAGCCAUGCAGCUGCCAUGCUGAGAGCAAUUUCUCUUCCAUUUUUCAUGGUUAAGGGGAAAAAUGUUUUGUAAAAGCUAUAUCAAGAUACAUACACCCAAGCUGAAAAAAUAAUGUUUUCUAUUUAAGUCCUUAAUUUUGGUGUUACAUAGAACUAUAUACAGUUUUUAUUAUCUGAUGUAUGUUAUGAGAGGUUAACUGUAUUUAUCAUGCAUGUCUGUUUAAAAGGAUGCUUCCAAAGCAAUGCGGGAUAAGCUGGAAUCAUCCCAAUGUGAAAUGGAAGGCCUCAGAGAGUAAGCCAAGUUGGAUUCUAUUUUGCACUAAAAACCUUUUUGUUUUGAAAUUGAUUAUUAUCACAUUAUUAUCGUAUCUAUCAAAGACAUAAUGUAGUUAGUAGUUUUUGUGUGGGAAUUAUCUUGAUUUCAGUGUUUAGGGAAUAAUCUGCUAUUAAAAUUCAACAGUCUGGCAUGAGGCAAACAGCUAAGAUAAUUUUAGAGAGCCAACCAUACUUGUAUUUCAGGAAGUAUAGAAACAACAUACUGCCUCCUUAAACUGAGAGGAUUAAUUUGGAUGAAAAAAAGGUGUAUCUUUAGUCCAGGUUUUCAGAGAAUGAAGCAAUUUGCCCAUGUGACCUACCCACCGGUCAGUUGGUUCCCUUGCCUUGCCCACCUAUACAACUAGUAAUUGUUAUCAUCAUCGAAGGGACAAAGCCAGCUUUUGAGAUAAGCUGUUCCCUUGAGGGGUGGUGGGAGAACUUACUAACUAGUGUAUUACAAGUGAUAGAAGGCUCAAUUGGAAAUUAACACAAGUGCAAAAUCAUAGACAUGUACUUGUGAUCCAGUAUCUGAAAAACUCCACUAAAUAUGCUUGGCAAGUGGAAGACUCAAUGAAAGAUAACUCAAAGUCAGAGAAAUAUGAGGCGAAAAUUAGGUUUAUUUUUUCCUCUCCAAUAAAUGACACACUUAGUUUGUCCAAAGUAGAGUAAAUUAUGGCAGAGUUUGCCAGACAUUUACUGUGUAUUAAUCUAUCAAUGGAAUUUGAUCAAAAUUUGUAGAAAAAGUCCUCUCUGCCCUUCUUUAAAUUAACCAAACUACUGAAAGUUAUAGAGUACUUUCUGGCAAGGACUAAAGACCAAAUUUUCCAUUCUUUUUAAAAGCACCUCACAGCCUCUUCACAAGCAGCUGUAAGCUCAAUACUAAAGCAGAAUUUUGCUUGAAGCUAUUUUCCUUGCACUUGCACUUCUGAUUGGUGGGCUAUUAAACCCCUUAAUUGUCUCUAAACAAUUAAGGGGAAUUAUUAUGCUUCAGGGUGACAUGCAUCUGGUUUGACAAAGUAUUAAAAUUCUAGCCUUUGGGCCUGGUACAAUAUUUUAGUUAAAGAUAAAACUAUUGUAAGAUGAAUAAACUAAUACCCUUUCCUUUGAAUAUUUUCAGAACUAUUUCAAAACUAAUCUCUAGAAAUAGCAUAAUGGAUGAUCAGGCAAGGGAACACGACAAAAGGUAUUUUUUAGUUACUUACAGUAACCAUAAAGCUCAAACUGACAACUUAAUUUCUUGAUAGAUGCAAAUCAUCGCCAAACUUGGAACUGCAUGUGAUUGGUCACCUGAGUCAUAGUGGUGACUGUUAAUGCAAAUGUGUCUCUUGCUCACUCCUGUGUGAACAGAGGCAUCAAGAUGAAGUUAACAUACUAUACCUGAUGUUUUCCAAUGAGGAAAUUUCUAAAUAUUAGAGAAAUCGCAUUUUGCUAUUACGGCAAACGUAGAAUGGGUCUUGUCCUCUUACUUCUCUUCAGUUUCACUAGGGAAGGGCUAUUGGCCACAAGUUUAGUAGAACGCAUGUCCCACCUUGGAUAGUCAUGGCAUCUCUUAGCUGAGAUGAAUGAGAGUGCAAAAUAGAAAUCAUCUCUAGAACUUUGUGCAGUAAUAAAUAUUUAGCUAGAAUUUUUGAAAUUCAGAGAGGAUCAAUCUGACAAUUUAAAUGUCAGCAUAAUGGCUGGCGAAUACCACUAAUGACCUCAACAAAAUUUAGUUCGCAAGUCGCCCAACUUCUUUGUGAACAACCACUUCUUCUUUGGAGCCAUUGCUGCAAAUGUGGGCAAAAGUUAUACGUUUGUGGACUGGGUUUUCCUCUUUCUUUUUGUACAGUCAUGUAGAAGCGUCCAAUAUUAAAAGCAAACCAUUCGUUGGAAGAAAGACUUGGGAGCAGUCAACUCCUUUAAAGAAACGACUGCAACAAGCUGAGAGCCAAUUGACAACUGGCUCGGAUUCAGGGAGAGACUACACAAGCUCAGACAUGACGAACUGUCAAUCACAUGUCAGUGCUUCAACCACACCAUUACCAGAUGCAAUGAAAGUAGCAACACCUUAUGCUAAGAAGCAGGAUCUGUCAAGCAGUGGGUAUGUACUAAUGUUUAUUCAUUUGAUGCAUGUGGUGCAGAAAAGGAGUCUCGCUAUGACUCAAUAUGCAAAUACUACCCAUAAUGGUGAGGACAAUGAUAGCUGAGGUCACUGGUUUCAAACCUGAAGAUUCUUUUUUUUUUCUACUUUUUCUACUUUGCGAAACUGUUUUCUUUUCUUUUUUUUUUCCCCUUUUUUUUUUUUUUAUAGUAUACUAUAAUAUAUAAAUAAAAAUCGUCCUAAGUUUAGCGUUAUUUCAAGGUUAUUUGACGGAAAAAAAAUCCUCAAAAAUGUCCAAAACCUUUGAUUUCAGCAGUGAGUGAUUGUGCGGCAGCCAUUGUCAACGCAUCCAGAUUUUUUAAAAAACAAGCAGUUUGUGGCUGGUGCUACUAGUGCUGAGUUACUUCGUGUGAGAUAAUGGAACAAAACUUUAGUCUUGUACGAUAAAAUAGAUGUUGAACAACAUUUCCAUGAAAAUCACCUAAUUUGCUCAAUUCCUUGCACAAUUUUUUUAAUGAUUGCAUGAUCUUCCCUGGAAAAAUGAUAUAACUUCAUUUGUCUUUCACUCCCCGUCAGAAAGCUGAACAUUUUAUGAAAAAAUAAAACAAGGCCGUAAUUUUUUUCAACCCCAACCAGCCAAAGCAAAAAGAACCAGGCUAAAAGUUUUGCCCCCAAAGAGAGCCCAGACACUGUGGAGUCAGGCCCCUUUACCUCACAACCAGGAAUGGUGGUUAAGAAAACAGAUCUAUUGACGAGGUGAGUGCGACCAUCAUGUACGUGUUCGCACCAUGGUUGAUUUUAAAAUUUUAAUUUUUGAUUUUAAAAGCCGUUAUCGCUCAUUGUUUGUAAAGAUUAAUUGAUGCUCUUGGUUGAACCUAAUGUUCUACCUCUGUGAGGAACCUGAUCUCGAAACCUAUGACGACAACAAACGAUACCUCGAAAAUAUAAACCUUGAAAAUUCAGGUCUAAGGAAGACCUCGAAAAAAAGAGAUCCUGUUAAAAAAAAAAAAGAACAAAAAAAAACAAAAAAACACGCAUCGGUAAACUACCUUUAAGACAAAAUUAUUUCAGCCCCCGUUCACAGGUCACAAAAAAUGUGGAGACGUGUUAACCCUGAAAGUUGGCCAAGUUCAUUCCACAAACAAAGGAAUAACUCUGACUCGUAUUCCUUAAAUACGGAACUAGUUAGAUAUAGUUUAACGAUAUCCAGAGGAGUUUUGAAUCAUGCUUCACUUUUUUUCUUUUCUUUUUAAUUGAAAAAGGUUUAAUGUGGUGUUUGAAAACAGUCAGUCUGGUGAGGAGAUGAUUCGUACCCACACUGGACGAACCAGACGCUUAUACGGCGAGCCUGCACAAACUGAAACAAGCUUCACCUCUGGAGGGGAUAAUGUGGUCGCCGGUCUUAUUUGUGACUCACCAUUCAGUGUUGGUGGGGAGGGAAAACACGAAGAACCUAAACAAAGAGGUUCGUAUGAAGUUCCUGUUAUUUAGUAAUAGGUUAAUGCCUAGGAAAUCAUUCUCGUCCAAAAGCUUUGUUAACCUUGUCCAGCAGAGGCUUCCGGUUUGAACAUUGCCUUCGAAUUAAGUGUCUCCUGAAUAUGCGUGCAGAGCGAACAUGACUGCUUUGAGAAACCACUCUUUUUCAGUAGCAGUCGUUUCGUAGGGCUGCAAGCUCUUCAGCCAACAUCAGGAAUUAUUACUAUAUCUACGAAUGAAUUCUCAACGAUGCGCUUAAAACAAACAAUCUUCAGGUUCUUUUUUUUGAAGAAGCAAGAUGAAUAGCGCGAAGCAGUCGUACUUACGAACGUAUGGUGUUGGAAGCAAAGCAUUUCUUUAAAUAGGCGCGUAUGCCUGAAGUAAACAGAUUGGGGUGAAUGGUCGAUAUUCCACCUGACGCCAGAUACUGAAUUUCUGAUAAUUUCUGCCUUACAUGUUCUACUUUUCAAUACAGCAAAUGUUUCGAACUCGGCUCUGCAAUCCAUGAACUUGAUGUUACCUGUAACUGUAACUCUUGCAUGUGUAGCAUGCCUAUGUUUAUUUCUAUUAUCACUUUAAUCAUCGUGUGUUAAGAAUCAUCUUUAUUUUUAUUAUUAUGUUUUUUAAAAUUAUAAUUAUUUUGUAGUGAUGUUUAACGUUCCUGAGAAGGACUUCGGGGCCAAAGGUGAUCAGGUAAUAGUAAAUUAAACACUUCAGGAAAUGUUACAUUGGAACGUAUUCAAUUGGUUUCACUUGCUGUCAAUUACAUGGCAAAGUCAAAAAAACAACUUGUGUUCAUGACAUUGCACUAACUUGGCUUGUAUUAUUCGCAUAAUACAAGUAUUUUGCUUUAAGUGAAGCAUGCAUCUCUCCUUUCUUUUAAUGUUGUGUUAAAAUGGUUCAACCGUCACAAAAAUGAUCUUCACACUUGGUUAAUGAGACGAUAUUGCUCUUAUGGUAUCGAGUCCGCAUCUUAAGGUGAUUCCUCAGGAAAAAAAAUUGUCGAACAAUUUUUUAAAAUUUCGCUUAAUUGUUCCCUACCAAUGUCUGUUUCGAAAAAUGCUAUUAAAAAGAUUGUUCACGGUGCUUCUUUAAGAGAUAUGAGGAGCCAAACUUUCCCCAUUUAUACCUGAACUGGCACUGAUCACGCGCGUCAUUUCGUCGGUUCACGGUUCAUUUUGAGGUACCUGGAAGCAAGGGAUUUUAAAGUAACAUUUGAAAAAAACUUGCUCGGCAAAGAAUCUCCAACGUAUGGAACAAUUUGAUACAUCAUUUGAGGAGAAGUCACGCAAUACUCAAACGUUUCUUGAGUCGUUACUUUCAAGAUCAUAAUUUGCAUCAUCGAGUAACGGGCUUUGUGCAAGCUUUUAGCCAUACCUUUUUUAUCCCUUUAAUUAAUUUCUUAACAUUUCUCUAAUCUAAAGGGGAUCAUUUGUACAACAAAAUUAUGCAAUAAAAAAUGUAGGUGACCGUGCUCGUUCAGGAGCUAAGGACCAUCAUACCUCUUUACCUGUUAAAUGCACGCACACAUAUUUGCUUGAUUGCGUGAUUUUUUUGCGCAGUACAGAUUAGGCAGUGUAAUACGGAUGAAUCACCGCAAGUUCUUCUCCCAAUUAUGUCAAUGCGAGUAUGGGCGAAGAAAGAAAUCUGUAUCAUGGACGGAUACUUUGCUCGUGUGUUGGGGCUUCUCGCUAUGAUUAUUGUGAACCUAGCUGGCUUACUUUCUCAGAUACGUCAGCUCUGCAAACUUUUUGCGCAGGCCAGUUUAUGUUAUCCACUCAGUUAAUAAAACCAAAUUAUCUUGUAAUGCCCCCACCUCCGCCCCUCUCCUCCUCAACGCAGCACCACAGUUUCUUUAGAAACUUGCCUAACCCCUUUAUAUACGACGAUACUAAACAUUACCGAAACAAUAUUUUAAUACGCGGUCUACGAGCGCGCCAAGAACUGGUCGAAAAUACGUAUUACGAAAUACCCCAAACGUUUCGGUCUGCAUCAUAACCGAAACGGUUGUGGUACCUCGUAAUACCUAUUUCCGAACAGUUGUAAAAGUCAAACGUAUGAUGAGCUUAUCUUUUGACUCAAUUCUAUCUUUCAUGAAUAUUGCCGAAUAUUGAAUCAUCUUCCAGCUGAUAAGCAAGGACAUGGAGGUGAACAUGGAGGAUAUCCCUGCUAUGUUGGAGAAGAAGCUUUCUACUCUCACUGAAGAACGAAAACGGGUUUGUUUUGAUUGGCAACCAAACAAAUGAGUUUGGUUUUCUCUGCUUUCUUCAUGUGACAGUGUAAUUCAAAGUUUUUUUGCCUAUAAUAAAGGUAUGAUUUCAGAGCUCAUUUCGAAAUGCGAUGGUACACGUUGCAAAAAACAUGAAUGAAUGAUAAUGCCUCGCUUAAAAGAAGUUUUUCAAAGGAGAAUUUUUUUUUAAUUUCAAUUACUCGAGGAGAUAAGAAGCGGUAACUGCGCUUGAUAGAUCCAGUUAGUUUUUGCCUUUUGGAACCGGUGUAGUUUCUCCAAAAACACAAAAUUUUGAACCUGGCACAAAUGUUAUAGUAACGCAAAAUGCCCCAGGUGAGCGCUGGGGCGUGCACAAGCUGAUUCGUCAAUCCUUCUGAUUUCGCUUUCUGUCUAAAAAUUGCAGCUUGAAUCUACCUUGAGCCGAGUUCCCAACAUGCAAAAAAUCUCAAAAAGGACAAAGGAGGACAAGGUAAGCUACUGUAGAUCUUCCCAUCUUCCUUUGUAUCAUCAUUUUAAUCCUUAAUUACCUAUUCACUGAAUUAUUUUCGAGGGUGGAUGGAGAAUCAUUUGACCUUCGACAUUCGUGACUCCUGCCCUUUUUUUGACCCCAUGAUACGUGAUUAAUUAAAAACAAAAUUUUCGAUAUUAAUGACUCAUGUUUUUUCAUUGUCUCGUAACUAUCAUUUCAAAGUUUUAAACACGAAAAUUUGACCGCUCUGAUCAUUGAUGCUGCCUCCACCCUCAAAACUUAUUCGCUCUACCCUUGCUAGUAAGUUGACUUACCAGUAGGAUCGUAGUAGAUAAAUAAAUAAAUAAGAAGAAAUUUCAUUUUGUUUGAAAUGGCACCUUUUUUUCCAUCCAAUGAGAAAGCUGUACUAACUAAAGCAAAACAAAAUAGUCAGAUUUCAAGGCUUGUUGAAAGUAACCAAUCAGAUUGCAAUACACAAGAACUUACUAAAAAGCAUAUGAAAACACUGUGUGAUAAGGAAAAAUAUUUACAUGGCUUUCAAAUGCUUUUAACGUGCCUUUCAUAUGCAUUCGAAAUUUUCAAUGGAAACAAGUUGGAAUAUCGUGUGCAGUAUAUAGAUUGAACCGUCCCCAUUGUCUGAGAACAAGCAGAUAUAAACUAGAUAAACUUUAAACUAUAUAUAACUUAGACGCCUUGCAGUGCAUGGUAUUCUCUGUUGUCACUUUAUCUUUGAACAUCUUGGUCCCGGUUCUGGUUUCCGCCCAUUAUUUUCAUAAAAAGGAUCAUACAUAUUCAUUUUCGUUUGGUGUUAAUGCAAUUAACACAACCCAAUAUUUGAUAAAACAAAGAACACAAGCCUAUCUUGUUGUUUAGUUUUGGGUAACUGGGACGACUAGUAAGUUAAUGCUAAAACAAUUAGAUUAUGAGCCCUCGUCAACUAUCGCAAGAUAAGAAACUCGAGUUCUGAAGGCUACUUCCCACCUUCGCGUGGUGCAAGUGUAAGGAGCCGGUAAGGCGUGAAACGACCGAGAAUUCCUCUGGAGAAUUUAUUGAAUGCCGCAGCACGAGCGAAAUGGCUGUAUAGUCUUAUUCACAAGGCGUCAACCCACAGAAGUAUGUCAGGCUUUUUCGAUACUCUGAUUGGUUGUCUAGAUAUCGGCAGCAUAAGUUGGAGUAGCUAAAAACAAGCGAGGCGUAAUGCGUAAAUGGACGCCACGGGACAAAUAUUUCACAUAUCUAAAUUUCCAGACACUUUCAUUUGUAAUUAUCCUUGGAAUUUUUGGAGAAAUUUGACGAAAAUCGGUCAAUCUAAACACUCUAUAAAUACACUCAAAGUGGUUGUAUUCCUCCCAAAAUCAAAUGCGAGAUUUUAGCCUAUAAAGGUUCGCUAACAACUCGCGCCACACCAGGAAAUUAUCUCGCCUUCAGAAACCUCAAACUAAUGGGAGAACGAGACCGCCUGGCAUCAAUGACGAUGGAUCAAAAUUUCCCGGGAAAAGAAACCCAUUGCGGCCCUUUUUUUUAUAUCUCGAUCGCUCAGUGGAGUGUUGAGAAGGACGACACAAUAAUGGGCAAAGUUGCUAAAGGCAAAGGAAAAACCCGCGGCAAAAAUGGGAAAACAACGAAUCGACAGACAGUUUUCAAAAUUACGAUUCAAUGGGGUUGUCAAUGUUUUAGUAUCAAGGCUCGUACUUGCAAUAAAUAAAAGGAAACUUCGUUUACAACAUCAUGUAUAACAAAUUUUGGUUUGACACCAACUUCUUUGUUCGAAAUCUGGACGUCAGAUUGGAGCUCCGCCAGCACCAGUCGCUUUCACAAAGGAUAUUUUCUUUUCUUGACAGAAUGGUACUCUUUCUUUCUUCUCUGAGCCUGUUCAUUAAUUUUUUUCAUUUUUUUCAAGUACUUCCCUCCGCUUUUGAUUUUCCCAUGAGCAAACGUUCUUUCAUUAGCAUAGAGCUUCCACGUGUAAAUUUUGUGAAGUAGCGCUCUAAACAAAAUAUGCAAAUGACAUGAAAAACAAGCCCCAAGAUGUACGGUUGCCGCGAAAAUUCUCCCAGGGGAUUCGCCCGGCUACAAGAUUAUGACACCUUCCUGAUGCAUGGCUUUUAUUCGAAAUGCGUUUUUCAAAAUAAUUCGGGUGCUUUUAGAGAUUUCAGAAAUUUUUCUUUAUGGAAUGUUAGGUCAAAUGUUUGAAUUCAGUUAAGUCAAAUAAAAGAAAAAUCAAUAUUUUCGGCCUCUGAACGGAGGAAGUAACCUUAAUCCAACCCUUAAUUAAGAAGCUAGACAACUUGAACCUCUGCAGGUAAUGAAAUUUUUAGGCUCACCCUUAUUAAGGCGGCGAAAUACGAGAUACAAAAACCCUCAACUUGUCGCGCAACAUUGUUUCGUUGCAAGUUUUGGUCGAUGUUUCCCGUUUUUCACCAUGCAUGAUCAACUUGUCGCCCUAAAAAACAUUUGUUGCAUGUUGAAGAAAUUUUUUGCGAAAAGUAGAGCGCGAAUCUACUUUGUGCAACAAAUUUUGGCUUUGUUGCUUGUUUUUCAUCAAACUCACAACUUGUCACGCAACAAAUUUGUUCAUGUUGCGCGACAAGUCGAGGGUUUUCUUUCUUUCUUUCAUUCCCUUUUGUAUUUUUUCCAGGCAUACCUCGAGAACCGGCUCCAGGAAGUUAUAAAGGAAAUGGGCUUGGUCAGGAAUCAACUUCGAAGACAAUGAAGAUCAACUCUAAUCCCUUUUCAUUUUCACGAUUUCUUUCGCUGCACAAUUCAAAAACAGUCUCCAGUACGUUAACAAAAGGAUGCCUAUCGUUAUUUACAUUUAUUCCUUAUUUCGUCGGAACCGUGUAUUUAAUUCACAGGAAGUGAAUUCCUAUCAUUUACUUGUCAGGAUUUUUUACGGCUAAUUACAG
Messenger RNA from Pocillopora meandrina, 15843 nucleotides. The record is from the annotation of a GenBank genome assembly. NCBI's taxonomy places the organism in Eukaryota, Metazoa, Cnidaria, Anthozoa, Scleractinia, Pocilloporidae.